Mercenaria mercenaria is the source of this 13002-nucleotide messenger RNA. RefSeq names its product solute carrier organic anion transporter family member 5A1-like. NCBI's taxonomy places the organism in Eukaryota, Metazoa, Mollusca, Bivalvia, Venerida, Veneridae. Gene Ontology annotation, cellular component: membrane. Gene Ontology annotation, biological process: transmembrane transport; sodium-independent organic anion transport. The transcript has 17 exons. The record is from RefSeq and is a predicted model, not a curated record. Gene Ontology annotation, molecular function: protein binding. Bases 891 to 2072 code for a protein of 393 amino acids.
AAUGGACAGAAAGCAUGUGACAAUGUGAAGUAACAGUAACACAGAAUGGCUAGAGACCAUUAACUUGAGAACUGAAGAGAUGCAGGUCAUUGUUCUAUAUGGUGAUUGGUGGAACCAUGGUGCAGUUUUGAAUUUAUAAGGUGUGCAGUUACAGAAAAGCAGAAUAGCUACAGACCAUGAAAUUUAGAAAAUGAAGAGAUGCAUGUCUCUGUACAGCAUGGUGUAUAUGGGAAACAUUGUGGGUCAAGGACAUGAAAUGAUUUAUGUGAAGUAACAGUAAAGCAGAAUGGCUACAGACAAUUAGUUCAGAAUUGAAGAAGAGAUGCAGGUCUUUGUUCUGUAAUUAUGGUGUAUGAGGGAACCAUGGUGGAAAUUUGGAUUUCAUGGCAGUCAUGGAAAUAUCUUAUAAGUCUGUAGGACAGUUAUAUGUGUACCAGUCUGUCAGACUAUUAUGUGUGUGUCCAGUUGAAAAAUUCGCAGUGGAUGCUUAGUUUUUCACAAAAUUUGGCAGAAUUUUCACACAAGACAGAUUGCAAAAGACUUUAGUACCCAAAAUCCUGAAAUGAGAGCGCUUGAACAAGGUGAAGUUUGUCGCAUAGAAGGGGAUUGACCGCCUUUGUGUAUAUAAGUCUACAACUUCUCAGAUUUGACUGAAGACAAUUGUUUGGUGUUGUGAAUAGAUGUGGUUCGGCCGGUGGCUUUCCAAUCACACAGAAGAUACUGGUUGGAUCACGAGAAGGGUCACUUCAAUUGAUAUUAGUCACCGCAAAAAUUAGGAGAACCACUUGUUGAUAUUUUAUUUAAGAGAAAUAUAUGAAGUAGAGCUUUGCAGUUUUCCAUAAACACACAAAGAAGUUCACAUUCUUUGCACAGAUUUGUGACUCACAUAUAUGGCCUUGAAGGAAUUGUUACAACAAAAGUGUAAAAAAGGAUAUGGUGGAAUUGCAAUUCCUGGUGCUGUUUUUGGUGUGUUGAUGGGAGGUUUUCUAUUAAAAAGGUUUCAGGUGGGACCUAAAGGUGCAAUCCAGUUGACAAUCUUGUUAGAUCUUUUAGCACUCAUUGGAUGUGGAUUUUUCUUUUUCCUGGGGUGCGAAAAUCUCAAAAUUGCUGGCGCCACAUUCCCAUACUUUAACAGUUCUGGUUGCAAUUUAGUGGAAGAUUAUGAAUUUGAAGCAAAUUUGACGUCCACAUGUAACAUGUAUUGCGAUUGUUCAAACAAUGACCUUGAACCUAUCUGUGGUAUAAAUGGAUUGACCUACUUCUCACCAUGUCAUGCUGGAUGCACACAGUUUAACACCAAUGAAGUUGCUCCUGAUGAAAAAAUUAUGAACUUCACCGGUUGUUCCUGUAUCCUUGGUGAUCAUCUAGCAUCAGAAGUGAUCAUGUCUCCAAUGGCAACCAGUGGUCCAUGCAAAUCCACUUGUAAAAACCUUCUACCAUUCCUCAUCCUACUUGUGUUCAUGACAUUUUGUGUGGCUGGUACACAAAUGCCUAUAUUAAUGGUAACCCUCAGGUCAGUUAGAGAGGUGGAGAGAUGUUUUGCCCUGGGUAUGCAGUUUGUGAUAUUAAGACUUUUUGCUUAUAUUCCUGCCCCAAUGGUGUUCGGACAUAUCAUUGAUACAGCAUGUUUAUUAUGGAGAGAGAAAUGUGGUGGAAAUGGCUCCUGUUUGUUAUAUAACAUUGAAAUGUUCAGACACAGAUAUGUAGGUACAUCUGCAGUGCUGAAGUUGGUUGGAGGCGCCUUAUUUAGUAUUGUAUGGAUUUUGAUUCGUCGCAAGAAUAGAAGAGAAAAAGACAAACAUAACAAAGGUCUAAGUGUUGGUGAAAUGAUGAACUCAGUGGUAUCCAUAAACAAACUGGAUCUGACCAGUAAGCCAGUUUCUAAAUGCAAGGGAAGUCACUCUGCCAGCAGUGAUCAAGCGUCUGAUGACUCAGAUGCAGAAGAAGUAGAGUGCAGACUUCCACAUAACACAGAUUUGGAACCAGACGACUUUGACUUUGAUGGAAGAACAGGUGUCUCAGAGGAUGCUAGUCAGUUAAAGAGAGACAAAACCAGGGAAUCUAAACUGUGAAUUUGUAGAAUUUGUCCAGGCUGGGUUUUGUUCCAGAAAAAAUAUUCAAGAAUAAUUUUAAUGUUUUGCAAUAGUUAAUAAAAUUAGAAGUUUAUUUCAUAUAAAUUUGUAAGAAGGAUAUUUGAAACUUUUUGGGAAGAUAAAAUGAAGAAAUGAAGAAAAAAAACUUCCAGUAGAGAAAAAGUAAAUAGAUGUUAGUCUACCAGAUUUGUCAUUUUGAAAUAUUUGAAUUUGUAUUUUCAAAAACCAGAGUUGUACCACAAAAAUCAUUUACUUUGAAAAAUGUUAUUUUGUGUUUUAGCCCAAAUCUAUAUGGAAAUGUCCAAAUGAACAUGUGAUGUAGAUUUUUGUAUUUGUUUUGCCUGAAAACUUGUGAUGUCUCUUUUAUAGUGUAUAUAAAGAUACUUAUAUAUGAUAUUGUGUGAUACAUAAUAUAUAUGAAACUCAUUUGCCACUCACAGUUCUUGUAGUUAUUAGGUUUAGUUCUGUGUUAUACAAGAACAGAACAGAACUGUUCUAUUCUGUUCUGUUCUUGUUGAAUUAUCUUUGUUUAUUAUAAUGUUUUAUGUUCUAGUUACCUGUUUGAUACUCUGUGUAUUUACCCAACAGGCUUAUGGAAGGCCCGUGGUUCUACCCAGGUGUUUGUCCAAAUAGCUUGUUGAAAGGAUGCAGUUUUACCCAGAUGCUUGCCAGAGAGUGAAAUAAUUUCAAUGAGGGUCUUUCACUUUAUUUAAAGCUGAACAUUUGCCGUAUUACUAAACUGUGUCAAUGUUAUUUGAAAUGAUACAAAACAAUAAUUAUAAUGUCACUCAAUAUUUAGGCAUCUAUCUUUAAAACAAUUUUUAAAGUGCAAAAAACCCUAUUUUAACAGUAUUUAGGGCCUAGUAUAUUUGAUAGUUGCCACGUAACAGUAAAUAGGCAACAUAAACUCCAUUAAGUGACGGAAUCGCAGUCAGAAUGUUAAUUUAAGGCUUAAAGAAAUUAGUCAGCUCAGAAGUUGAUGUAAUUCUGUAAGUUGUAGUUAUAAAAGUUCCUUUGAAAUUCCUGCAGGAAAUGGUUUAUAUUUGGCUAAACAUAGUUUUGAGUUGCUUUUUUUAAAUUUUAACAACAUUUUAGUUAGAGUAUUAGGUUAUUUUUAUAGAGUUUUUUCAUUUCUUUUUUUUUUUUUAUAGUUUUUCCUCUCUAAAUCCAUUUCAUGAUAUUAAUUAAUCCAUAUCCAUUCAAAUCCUUCCAAAUAUAAUAAAAGGACCACUUUGCUUUACUUAGAUUUGUAAACUGUACAUGUGUACAUACAAGAUAUAUAUUGUCCUUUUUAAACCAAUAUGCUGUUGAAAUUUUGUGUGAUAAUUUUCUAUAAUAUUAUGUUACCUGUUCAUAUUGUCCCCUCAUUUGUUUUCAUUUGUGGAAAAUAUGCUCGAUGCUAACCUUCCUAAAUGUAGCAUUAUGUCAGGCUUGUAAAUAUAGUGGUCUGAUGCCUAUAUUGGAAGAAAAUUGUGUUCUAAUGCCUUUACAGAUGCAAUAUAGUGUUCUGAUGGCUGUGUACGUACAAUUUAGUGUAUCAAUGCUGGUAUAGAUACAAUAUGAUGCUAACCUUCCUAAAUGUAGCUUAACCUACGGCAAUGUAUAACACAAAUGCGAUAAUGUCUGAUUAUUCUUUGCAUUAUGUCAGACUGGUAAAUAUAGGGUUCUGAUGCCUAAAUUGGAACUAAAUAAUGUUCUAAUGCCUGUAUAUUAUUGUGUUCUGAUGGCUAUGUAGGUACAAUUUAGUGUACCAAUGCCAGUACAAUAUAGUGUUCUCUUUCCUGUAUAGAUAAAAUAUAGUGUUCUAAUGCCAUAUACAACAUACAUACAUUGUCUUAAAUGACAAAGAAAGCUCUCUCUUUUUCAGCUACCUCAUAGCCAUCAUUGUGCGGCUUAUAGUUAGGAUUUUGUUAAUUAAAUACAAGAACUUCUUUCUGUACAAAAUUUAUCAACAUUUGGGAAGAUGAGUAUUGGGGCAUAUUGGCAUACAAUUGAAAAUAUUUGCUUCAUGUUUUAUAAGAUAAUCCCACCAUCACAUUUUAAUUAUGAUAUUCAUAUAUUCAAAAACCGCAUAUCAUUUAGAAUCCUUGUACCCUUAUUUCCAAGGGUAAGUGUGUACAUGAAUGAUAUUUUGUAAAGUAAGGAGAAAUUAUUAUACAAUCUGAAGGAGAAACAGAGCUAAAGUGUGAAAUAUUUCAUGAGAGAUUUAUAUAUGUAUAUGACUAAAAUUUAAGACUUUGAGCCAUGCCAUGAGAAAACCAACAUUUUGGGUUUGCGACCAACAUGGAUCCUGAUCAGCCUGCGCAAUUUGCGCAGUCUGGUCAGGAUCUAUGCUGUUCGCUUUUGAAGCCUAUAGCAAUUAGAGAAACCAUUAGCGACCAGCAUGGAUCCUGACCAGACUGCGCAGAUGCGCAGGCUUGUCUGAAUCUAUGCUGGUUGCAAUCCCACCAUGUUGGUUUUCUCAUGACAUGGUUCAUAUACAGAAUAGAAAUUAGUUUGAUAUACUGAGUUGCAUUGCUUGAAGAACUUUUUCAGGGAAAAAGAUUUUCUACCUUGCAUCAGUAUGACAUUAAAAACUGCUGUUUUUGUCAUUUUCAAUGAGUGUUUUGACAGUAGGGAAAAGGCUAAACAGGUAAUUAAAUGUCCUGGUUGCAUGGUAAAACACAUACAUAUUUCUAUCCCUUACAACACAUAAUAUUAUUGAAACAAGUUUGAGAGGAAAUGAGUACUUAAGAACAAAAUAUUCAUUUUAUUUAACUUUAUAUAGAAUAGCAUUAAGGCGUGUCAGUUUUUUGUUCCAACAUCUGCAGAAAUCAUGGGGAUAGGUUGUUGCCAUCACUGUAUAAGUGGCUCUGACACCAGCCAAUCUCUGUGGAUUGUGCAGAGGUCAUGGGGAUAGGUUGUUGCCAUCACUGUAUAAGUGGCUCUGACACCAGCCAAUCUCUGUGGAUUGUGCAGAGGUAGGAACAGGAUGUACAGGCUUUAUUGCUACAAUUGCCAAUGUCUAAAUUCAUGCCUCGACUAUGAUUUAAUCUUUAGGGAUAUGAAUAUUUGUUUUCAUUAGAAAUGACAUUAUUUAGAAAAUUGUCAAGGUUAUUUUUUCUCUCAUUAAAAAAAAUAUCCAUGAACUUAAAGCGACUGGCCUCCAGAUCUACAACAACAAAAAAAUAAUAUAUUUAGAUAUCUUGAAGUAAAUGCUAAAGGCUUUAAAACUUAAUUACUGCAUGACAAAUUUUAUGUUACAGAACACACAUGAGAAUCUGCUGUUUUUACUACUUUUUACGAUGAAAAUCACAUCUCAAUUGUAAAUAUAUAUAUUUUGAAGUCAUUACUUCAGCUAUAUUGCUAUUUGUUAGGACGAUAGGAAAAUGUCUUUAUUGCCAUGGCAGUCAGGGGUUCGAUUCCUGACACGGUCAUCUUUUUUUCUUGAUUUGGAAUUUUUAAAAUAUUUUAGAAACAAAAAUUCAUAUUCUAAUGUUUAUAAUAUGACCAAACUUAAGUUUGAAAGAAACUUUUUAGCCAAAUCUGGAGGUCAAUGCCUUUUACAAAUACUAAAGCAAAGAAAUAAUACAAGAUUUUAUAUGGUGUUCAUGUUAGAAUUCUAGCUUAUGAAAAGUUGGUAGCCUGGUGCCUGCCUGUAAUGAAAUAAUGUGUGGAGGGGCAUCUGGGGUCCAAGCUGGAAAGUCACCAUAUGACCUAUAAUUGUGUUGAUGUGACAUUAAACCCAACAGAAACAAAAACAAGAUUAAAUCUGUUAUUUGAAAGAUCUAAAAAUAAAUUUAGCUUAAACUGUCUCUCAUCUAUUUAGCAAUUGUUAAACAAGUUCAGGUAGAAGAUUACAUUGUUACAUCAGAAAUGAGUUUGUGUUUUUUACAGUUCAGAUAUAACAAUUACAAAUCAAAAUUAGGCUUUUAUAAAUUUAUUCCUUCAUGUUUGUAUAUUAUGUAUCUUGAAAAACGAUGUACAUCGUUUGUUUUUCUUUCUUUUUUUAUACCUUUCAAGAGCAAAAAUGUACUCCCCAGAAACCAACCAAAAACACCAGCAAACAGAUCUCUAAAGAAAAAAACCUGUUCACAGUAAGAUAUGAAAAUGAAUGAUCAUGGUCUGCACUGUUUGCCAUUCAGUCAGUAUCUUUUUAGUAAGCAUCCUUUUUAACAGUUAAUGGUACUGCCCAAAUUAAAAGAUGGACAAGUUCAUUAUAGAAAUUUAACAGGGUAAGGGUUAAUAUGACUGUGUUGAGUGGAGUUAUCUAAACUGAAUGUUGUUGAGAAAUUAAUCAAGGCAGUAUUAGUUUGAAUUGCAGAAGAGAAAUGCAGUAAUUGGCUAUUGAAAGACAUAUACCAAUUUUAAUUGCUAUUUCUUGCCAUAGUUAAUUUGUAUAUAUAUGUAUUUAUGUUAUAAGGCAUUUUUGAUUUAUUAGUAUUGUUAAAUCCAUUAUCAAAACAUUUUAAAUACAGGUAAUAUUGUUGAAAGAUAUUCAUUUACCCCAAAUCAAUGCAAUUUAUUAAGUUUUUUUAUGGAAAAUUAUCAUAUUUAAACCUGUUUUGUUAACCAGAAUUUAUAAAUGUGAUAUAGAUAAUAUAGAUAAAAUUUAUACCGAUACCCAGUUGUAUAUAAAUUGUUUUCACACAUUUUUGUUUCAUUUUAUUAUUUGAUCUGUGGCAUGAGAAAACCAGUAUAGUACAUUGGCGCAGUCUGGUCAGGAUCCAUGCUGUUUGCUUUCAAAUCCGUGCAGGCUGGUCUGGAUCCGUGCUGGUCGCUUUCAAAGCCGUGCAGGCUGGUCAGGAUCCAUGCUGUUUGCUUUCAAAUCCGUGCAGGCUGGUCUGGAUCCGUGCUGGUCGCUUUCAAAGCCGUGCAGGCUGGUCUGGAUCCAUGCUUGUAGCAAAGGCACUAUGUUGGUUUUCUCAUGGCGUGGCUCAUUUAUUAUAUAUCAUUUGUCAUGCAUACGCAACUGUUAUUUAACUCAGUUCAGCUGUUUAAAUGAACAAUCAAAUUUUGAUAUUCUGUGGAAACAUGGCUUUAUAGAGCAGUCUUUAGUUAAGAUGACUACGUAAGUGCUGUUGCAUAAAAUGAGCUGCACGGGCGAGAUGUAAAGGUUUUAAACAUUAUUCUAACACGACCAGCAAAUAACCUACAUACAUGUAGAGCAAAAUCUAUCUCGUGUUAUUCUGCAAUAUACCACUCGCGUGCAAUGACGUCAUCCGAUCCAGGAGUGUAGCGCUGUCGUAAAAAGUAGUUAACACUUUUUUCUAAAACUAUUGAUACUAAUAUGUCAUGUUAGAAUUGAAAUAAUAAGUUCCCAAGUGUGAUUUAUCAUAGAAUAACCCGAGUUUUUCGUUCUUAUGCGAAACAAUAUAUCACUCAGGCCUACGGCCUUCGUGAUAUAUUUUUGCGCAUAAGAACUCAAAACUAAAUCAUGGAAUUUUAUUAGUUUGAAUUGGAAAUAAAUUGGUGUCUUUAUCAUUUGCAAAAGUUUUAAGAUGUCAUCUGAAGAGCGCAUAGAUUUUAGAAUAGGUAGGUCAUAUUUAAGUUUUAUCACUGUUUGAAGCAAACAUUUAACAGUCUAACAGAAAACAGUAUGUCUAAAGUGGCCUCUGUGGCUGAGUGGUUAAGGUCGCUGGCUUCGAUUCACUUGCCACUCAAGCUGUGGGUUUGAAACCUUGCUUGGAGUGUAGUGUGCUUUCAUGUGAGGAAGGCAUCCAGCUGGCCUUGCGGAAGGUCAGUGGUCGUACCCAAGUACCCACCGGAGCCAGAAAUAAUGUUCAGAUGAGCACUUUGGAACUUCCUCCACCACCAUGAAAAGCUGUAAAGUUGCCAUAUUUUUUAUUUUUGAGGGGGAAGUUGUUAGUAAGUAGCAUACUGUUCAGCGGUACUGGUACAGAAUCCAGGAACUGUAUAUAUGGCAGCAUUAACAUCUUGAAUACUGUUGAAAAACUUUUAAAUGCACAAUCAUCAAAUCACUCAGUAGGUUUAAGGAAAUAACAUGUGUUAAAUGUUUGGAGGCCUCCAUACUUAAUUUUCUUAGGCCUAAGUAAUAUACCUGUAUUCCAUUUUUGAUUUUGUAUUUUCUUUUAUGUACCAGUUUGAAGCCUAGUUUUCGUUGUGUUUGUUUUUUGAAAUCAUUGUUGUAUAAAUUGAUUCAUAUAUUGUUCUAGUCUAAUACAUUUUUGUGUGCUGAAUCAUUUUUUUCUUAUUCAUUGUUUUUGUACAUUUUAGAUACAUGUAUCUUGCCAUUUGUUAUAGAACUCAUUUUGUUUUACCGCGUAUGUCAUUCACUGACAUUACUUCGAAAGUUGUUGAAAUUACUGCAUUUGCAGAGUAUUAAUUUAAAAGGGAAGUAAUAAAAGUGUUUUUGUUGAGUAUUAAAGGGAAAUAAUAAGUGUUUUUGUUGAGUAUUAAAGGGAGAUUAUAUAAUGUUGACUAUUAAAGGAAUUUUGCAGUUUUCUGACUUGGAAUUUUAAAUAUCGUUCUGAAACAAUUUUUCAAAGAAGACUUUUCCAGGUGGUCUUUGCCUGUUAAUUCAAAGAAUACCAUAUUUUGGCUUUGAUAAGAUAAAUGCUAAUUGGCCAAGUGAGUUUAUAUAAAAUACCUUUUAUAUGUAAUUGUACCAGCUUCUUAAGUUUAUAUAAAAUACCUUUUAUAUGUAAUUGUACCAGCUUCUUAAGUUUAUAUAAAAUACCUUUUAUAUGUAAUUGUACCGGCUUCUUAAGUUCGUAUGUCUUUGAACCUGUUGAUUGUGUAAAUCAGUUCAUUCACAUGAGUGGAAAAAUACUUGCUUGUGUGUGUGUAUGUUUAUAUGCCUUUGCAUAUUUCUGUAUUUAGCUCUAAUGUUUUCUAUUGAUUAUGCUUGCGUCAAAAACAUAUUUAAAGCAUUAACCCAAAAUCUUUCACUAAUAGUAAAACAUGUAUCUGACCUCACACAUGUAUGUAAACUAGAAGUUGUGUGAUAUAUGUCCGAAUAGAUUGGUUGUUAAAAAGCGGAUCUCAUAAUCAUUGAGCAGAAAUAUAACAGAACUAGAUAGAUUUUUUUUUGCAAGUCUUAGCUUAAAUUAUUCCACACACCAUUAAAAAAUGGAGGGCAUGUAGCGUUACCCUUGUCCAUAUGUCUGUCUGUGUACAUCCUGUCUGACUUAGAACUUUGCCAUGCUUGGUUAGAUUCCAAAAUAACUUUGUUCAGUUGUCGACACGAACUAGACAGUGUGUCAGGUGCAGAACUGAGAUCCUUAACUCUACGUUCAAGGUAACUUUUAGAGGUCAAAGGUUUAAACUGGUUUCUGUGUUCUGACUACAUUUCGCUUUAUAUUUCUAAGAACCAUACUCUGAUUUGCAUAUUUACUGUGUACUAGGUUCACAAACCAUUUUCCUGUUAAAUUGUAUAGUUUUGUUAACAGAAAAAGCUGGUAGAUAAAACUGUAAAUCAGGCAUAUACUGGCCUAAUGAUCACAUUGGAAGAGCACAAGACAAUGUUAAAAGUCUCAAUUUUAAUUCUCCGGACGUUAGGCUAAUGUUCUCAAUGAUGCUAUGAUGGGAGACAAUUUGUCUGAAUUCGUUCUCCACUGCUUACAUUUAUAUGGACAUUGUCAGUUACAUGUGAAGAACACGUCGUCCCAGGCAUUAGGUCCAGAAACCUAGUUAAGUAAACUGCUCAAUGCUAAAAGCUUAACUACUUUAGAAAAAAAUCACUAAAAAAAUAUUUGCAUAAAUCCCCUCUAAAAACAACACCAUUUGCUCAGAUGAAGUUUAAAACAAACUCAUUUCACAUGAAAUAACUGUCUUAGUAGGGGCUGUUCAAACAUUCUUUCCAUGUAAGUUACAUAGAGUCUUCAGCUGGUGAUUGAAUUGAAUUUCUCUGAUGAUCAUUGUUUACCGAGAGAGAAGUUUCAGACAAUGUUAGAGGGGCAUUGCACUAUCUGAAAAAGGUUACAAAGACAUUACAUUAUCAGACAAGGUUACAAAGGCAUUACAUUAUCAGAAAAGGUUACAAAGGCAUUACAUUAUCAGACAAGGUUACAAAGGCAUUACAUUAUCAGACAAUGUUACAAAGGCAUUACAUUAUCAGACAAGAUUACAAAGGCAUUACAUUAUCAGACAAGGUUACAAAGGCAUUACAUUAUCAGACAAGGUUACAAAGGCAUUACAUUAUCUGAAAAGGUUACAAAAGGAAUUACAUUAUCAACAAUGUUACGAAGGCAUUACAUUAUCUGAAAAGGUUACAAAGGCAUGACAUUAUCAGACAAGAUUACAAAGGCAUUACAUUAUCAGACAUGGUUACGAAGGCAUUACAUUAUCAGACAAUGUUACAAAGGCAUUACAUUAUCAGACAAGGUUACAAAGGCAUUACAUUAUCUGAGAAGAUUACAAAGGCAUUACAUUAUCAGACAUGAUUACAAAAGCAUUACAUUAACAGACAAGGUAUCAAAGGCAUUACAUUAUCAGACAAGGUUACAAAGGCAUUACAUUAUCUGAAAAGGUUACAAAGGCAUUACAUUAUCAGAUAAGGUUACAAAGGCAUUACAUUAUCAUACAAGCAAGGUUACAAAGGCAUUACAUUAUUAGACAUGCAAGGUUACAAAGGCAUUACAUUAUCAGACAAGGUUACAAAGGCAUUACAUUAUCAGAUAAUGUUACAAAGGCAUUACAUUAGUGAUGAUAGACUGAAGACAAUUUGCUUAAUGUAAUUCAUCUCAUACAGCUAAUUCAUGAGUGGAAGCUGUCAGUUCUGUAGUGGAGAACAGGCUUAAAGGUGGAAAAUUCCAAUAAACUCUCUACUGGUCCAAAUAAGAGACUGAAAUUUGUUUUUUUAAGCAGUUGACAAAAUGGACUGUCCUUGCAAAUUGUAGCUUGAUUUGUAACUUAUUCAAAGUGUGACCUUAAAGGCAUUACACUUAAAAAAGUGUGUUUUUUUUUCUCACAAAUGCAGGCAGGACAGUAUACGUUGCAGAUUAAAUGGAUCCUUGCUAUUUUUGAUACAUUUAUGAACAAAAAUGUAUGUGGCAUUUAAAUAGAUUUUUGUUGUAGCUGUAUUUUGUGGAUGAUGUUGAAAAAGAGAAAAUAUUGUAAAAACUGCAGUGGCAAUCUGAAUUGUAGUCCGAAAAAAAUGUUGCAUAUAACUCCUACUUGACAAAUUCCUGCUUAAGGCAGACAAAAUCUCUCUAUUAAAAUUCCUUUUAAAUACAUUCUCAUCCAUUAGGGAUUCAUCAAAUUCCUGAGACAAACAAGGGAACCAUGGUACUUGGAUUCAUCAAAUUCCUGAGACAAACAAGGGAACCAUGGUACUUGGAUUCAUCAAAUUCCUGAGACAAACAAGGGAACCAUGGUACUUGGAUUCAUCAAAUUCCUGAGACAAACAAGGGAACCAUGGUACUUGGAUUCAUCAAAUUCCUGAGACAAACAAGGGAACCAUGGUACUUGGAUUCAUCAAAUUCCUGAGACAAACAAGGGAACCAUGGUACAUAUGUGUGUGCAAAAAAAUGUUAAAGAAAAAGACUUUUAAGAUUUAAAAGAAUAUCAGUGUAAACUGAGAAAAAAACAACAUUUUUUAAGGCAGAAUGAUAGAUCAGCUUUAAACUUGAUUGUUUGAAAAAAAAUUAGUGGAGUGGGAAUUUGUCUGCCUUGGCCAAAUUGAAAAGGGUUUGAAAGAGGUUUUCUCCAUAUUCUAUUCUAGUAGGAAAUAAUUUCUUUUAUCACUCAUUUGCCUAUAUUGACAUAAUUUUUGGUGUUAUUUUAAGAUUUAAACCACUGUCAGCAGCUUUUUAUGCCCCCGAAGGGAGGCAUAUAGUUUUUGAACCGUCUGUCCGCAAUUUUCGUGUCCGGUCCAUAUCUUUGUCAUCCAUGGUUGGAUUUUCAAGUAACUACACAUAAAUAUGUGGCACAGUAAGACGACGUGUCGCGCGCAAGACCCAGGUCUGUAGCUCAAAGGUCAAGGUCACACUUAGACGUUAAAGGUCAUACUUCAUGAUAGUGCAUUGAUGGGCGUGUCCGGUCCAUAUCUUUGUCAUUCAGGCAUGGAUUUUAAAAUUAUUGGGCAUGAAUGUGUACCACAGUAAGACGACGUGUCGCGCGCAAGACCCAGGUCCGUAGCUCAGAAGUCAAGGUCACACUUAGACGUUAAAGGUCAUGUUUCAUGAUAGUGCAAUGAUGGGCAUGUCCGGUCCAUAUCUUUGUCAUUCAUGCAUGGAUUUUAAAAUAACUACGCAUGAAUGUGUGGCACAGUAAGACGACGUGUCGCGCGCAAGACCCAGGUCCGUAGGUCAAAGGUCCUAAACUCUAACAUCGGCCAUAACUAUUCAUUCAAAGUGCCAUCGGGGGCAUGUGUCAUCCUAUGGAGACAGCUCUUGUUAAAUAAGAUGUUUUUCUUUCAAAAGCUCUCCCAAAAUUUUCUGUCUCAAAAUUUCUGAAUUUGUAAGGUCUUUGGUUCAAUCGGUAUUACUUUAAUACAGCAAGUACUGACAGAAUUUACAGACUGACAUUUGUUUGCUAAGGAUCUUUUCUUGCCAUUGUUGAAUUAUCACAAAUGUAAAUAUAUUCCCAGCAUUGUUGUCAAUGAAUUGAAAUAAGUAUUGUGCUAUUUAAUUGACCUGUCAAAACAUAGGCUCAAACAGAAUAUAAUAAAAGCUGGGUCCAUUUUUUGACAGGUCAAAUAAAUUGGACAAUAUAUUAAUAUUGGUAUUUCUAGUCAGCCUUAGAAGAAAAAAAUAUAUAUAUUUUCCCUGCCAAUAUGAGAAUAUACAAUUUGUUUGUAAUGUAUUGUUAAAGUACUUAGAAAUUGGAUAGUAAAUUUACCCAUUGAUUUGAGAAAUAUGAAAGUACAUUCUAUGUUGAUUUGAGAAAUAUGAAAGUACAUUCUAUGUUGAUUUAAAAUGUGAUGCAAGUUGUUACUUGUUGAAUCAAAAUAAACACCAAAAAGACA